This is a messenger RNA of Brachypodium distachyon (stiff brome), 842 nucleotides long. RefSeq lists its product as uncharacterized. Lineage: Eukaryota; Viridiplantae; Streptophyta; Magnoliopsida; Poales; Poaceae. The coding region runs from base 154 to 699 and encodes 181 amino acids. The transcript is spliced from 3 exons. The record is from RefSeq and is a predicted model, not a curated record.
CCUAACAAGCACAAGUCUGACCAAGAGGCCGACCAGCUGGUUCCUAUCACGCCGAUGAUAUAUGGGGCAACCAGGACAUCACGUCUGUCCCUCCCAUGUGUUUAACGGACGUCGGCCUUCGGCACAAGUACCACUUUUUUGGAAGUUCCAGGAAUGAGGCAGAUCUACUCUAUCAAAAUAACAUCGAUAAGAGGAGGUCUAAAGUGGCCGCUAGACGUGUUUGGUAUGGUCGUAGCACGCGAUGUCUUGGAAAUUGACCGCAAGCGUAAUAUUAUCUUUGCCCGUGCAAGGAGCAAUUGCCAGACCAUCACACAUGAGCAUCCUUAUUUAGAACUCACGGGUCCUACCCGUGCCGUUGUGACCUGCCUUGAUCCUGGGAACAUCGAGGUCAUGCUCAAAGUUAAGGGCGCCGAUGAAUCGGAGGAUAGAGACCUGAGUUUUCUAGUGUUAACGUUACAAAAUCAUCGGCAUCGUCGCUAUGAUAAAGAUUACACUAGCAAGCGUAGCACACUUGAGUUAACAUUCGGCCACAUUGAGAGCUCCGUGGAGGCCACGAUCAGCGUACGACUUGUUGGAGGCUCAUCAUGGCCAGAAGGUUUCCAAGGUGUUUUGACCGCCAGUAUUGCUAGUACAGAUGAUGCAGAAGUUGUGUUGCUCGUUUUGAUAACAAAUUGCCUGUUGUUGGUGAUGAUGGCAUGAUCAGGCUUUCACGGCGUGUUGUCUCUGUUGAAUACCCUAAAGGAGAGAUAAAAGUUUCUCUCGUCGCAUGGCAUCAAAAGGGCGAAGAUAUCUCUAGAAGAGAUGAUAUAGUUUUCACAUCAAAGUAUGCAGGUAGAAGUUGU